Macrosiphum euphorbiae (potato aphid) is the source of this 258-nucleotide messenger RNA. Lineage: Eukaryota; Metazoa; Arthropoda; Insecta; Hemiptera; Aphididae. The record is from the annotation of a GenBank genome assembly.
AUGUAUCCAAGGAAUCGAAGUCAUACUAACAGCAUAUUAUUGUUACCAGCUAUAUAUUUUUUGUUGAGCUUCAACGUUUUGAACGCUUCAAACGAAAAUGAUGUUAAAAAACAAAACGUCACUAUUUCACUGCAUUCCCACAAGAACAAUUGUUUUGAUGAUUAUGAUAUUACUGCAAUUUAUAGAUUCAGGGAGAUGCAUUCGCCGACUAAGUGUCCAACAGAACAAAUAGACAGUGUAAUAUAUUCUCGUGAGUGA